Molecule: messenger RNA, 132 nt
Organism: Yarrowia lipolytica CLIB122
Lineage: Eukaryota; Fungi; Ascomycota; Dipodascomycetes; Dipodascales
Source: RefSeq, a predicted model, not a curated record
AUGGCACGUGGCGAGGACCAGGCGGCCCUGGACACCCUCACGGACCCCAGAAUCUCCACCAGCAACCCGGCAGUAAACGCUCUUCAGGAUAUUCUCCAAGAGAGGUGUUCUGAGCACCAUAAACAACGGUGA